This is a messenger RNA of Papilio polytes (common Mormon), 1071 nucleotides long. Its product is annotated as enoyl-CoA delta isomerase 1, mitochondrial-like. Bases 144 to 995 code for a protein of 283 amino acids. Gene Ontology annotation, molecular function: enoyl-CoA hydratase activity. The transcript is spliced from 5 exons. The record is from RefSeq and is a predicted model, not a curated record. Gene Ontology annotation, biological process: fatty acid beta-oxidation. Gene Ontology annotation, cellular component: mitochondrion. Lineage: Eukaryota; Metazoa; Arthropoda; Insecta; Lepidoptera; Papilionidae.
UUUUACUUUGACGCUUGAAGUCGCUAUUUCAACACGAAUUAACACUUCCUAUCAUUAUCUAUUGCUAUUUCCUGUUGCUAUACUAUCUCGACAAGAAAACUUAUAAACUGUCAAGGUACAAAGGGUAAAAGAAAGUUUUCAGGAUGCUUUUUUCAAGACAUUUAGUAAACACAGCCAAAGUAUUGGUCCCUAACGUAAGGGCUAUGGCAUCACAAAGUGGACCCUUGGUUGAUUUAUCAAUUGAUAAAGAUGGGAUAGCUGUCUUAACUAUGAACAGGCCACCUGUAAAUAGUUUAAAUUUAGAACUACUACAAGACAUUAAUAAAUCACUUGAUGAAGUAGCAAAAAACAAAACAAAGGCAAUGAUCCUUACCUCUUCUUCACCUACAGUCUUUUCAGCCGGUUUAGACAUAAUGGAAAUGUAUAAACCGGAUUUAAAAAGAGCAGAACUGUUUUGGACAACACUCCAAGAUGUCUGGUUAAAAUUAUUUGGCUCCAACUUUAUUACUGCCGCUGCUAUUAAUGGUCAUGCACCCGCUGGCGGGUGUUUGUUAUCAAUGUCUUGUGAAUACAGGGCUAUGGUGAGUGGGAAAUACGCCAUAGGUUUGAAUGAAACAGCCCUAGGUAUUGUAGCUCCUACUUGGUUUAUGGAUACAAUGUGUCAUACUAUACCAAUAAGGCAAGCGGAAUAUGCAUUAACUACUGCUAGAAUGUUCUCAGUGGAAGAAGCACUUAAGGUUGGUCUCAUAGAUGAAGCGGCAACAGAUAAAGCAGAUGCUAUCGAGAAAUGUAAGCAAUUUAUUAAGAAAUUCGAUAAAAUCCCUCCUCUAGCACGAGCUAUCACUAAACAGAAGAUGCGGCAAGCGCCUAUAGCAAGACUACAGAAGAAUAGACAGCAAGAUGUCGAGGAAUUCCUAGGUUUCCUUAAAAAUCCUUUAAUACAACAAGGUUUAGAAAUGUACAUACAAGCAUUGAAACAGAAAGCUGGCAAAUAAAAUAAAUUAAAACAUGUAUUUUACCAUGUAUGUGUUUUGUAUAGCUAUAGGUAUAAAUUUUUAUAUUUAUAUUAAC